AUGGUGUCCUGGUCUGAUGACGCCAGCAGCGACAACUCUCACCAGUACGCCGACUCAGCUUCGGACGAGGGCAUCAUCAAGAUCCCUGAGACCAUGGAUGACUCCGAUUUCGAGGGCACUCAACCUGACGUUUUGUGCAAUGAACACUCCCUGCCAGCAGAGAGGCUUGUUGCUUUCCAGGGCAUCCAUACUGGCAGGAGGUUCCUUGCUUGUGCUGUGAAGGAGGGAAAAAACUGUGGGCUGGUUGAAUGGGUUGAUCCAUUUUGGCCAGCUACAAUGGAGAAUGCAUUGACCAAGUUGUGGGAUAAGUAUGAAGAGUGCAGAAGGAGCAAGAUUGAGGACAAUCUGGAAAGCUCAUUUGUUGUUCACAACCUGACACAACAGAAGAUCAAGCUGCAGGCAAGUUAUGAGAGGUUGGUUGAAGAUGUCAACGGCCUCUUGGAUGCCCAAGAGCAGAGGGCUCAGAUGGAGAGAGGUAAGAUGCAGAACAAACCUGAUGAGAGCAAGCUACAGGAGAAGUAUGGCAUGCUCAAGAACCUGACAGUUGCUCAAGCCAAUGUCAUUAGGAACAUGAAGUUGAAGCUUGCUAAAGAGAAGAUUAAGUUGCAGGCCCACAUUGAUGAGCUUGAGAAGGUUGUGGAGCAGACCAAGCUGAAGCUGAAUGGGAUUAAGGCCAUCUUAGAUGAAUGA
Molecule: messenger RNA, 690 nt
Organism: Triticum turgidum subsp. durum (durum wheat)
Lineage: Eukaryota; Viridiplantae; Streptophyta; Magnoliopsida; Poales; Poaceae
Source: the annotation of a GenBank genome assembly